AUGAGAACUGUGCAGACGUGUCGAAAGACCGUGUGAGUCUAUGCGUAAGUCUCUGCUUUAACGCCACAGUCACAUCAACAGGGUGUUGUCACCUUAUAAGUAAAAGCAUGGCUACGGUUGAAGAACUUAAGCUGCGUGUCCGAGAAUUGGAAAACGAAUUGAUCAAGUGUAAGCAGAAGCGGUGUGCAGAAGAUGCCGGUGGCAGUCAGACGCAUCAUAGACCGAGGAUUGAGAAAAUGAGUGCCGAGGUAGUGGAUUCAAAUCCUUACAGUCGUCUCAUGGCUUUGAAGCGCAUGGGAAUUGUUCAAGACUAUGAGAAAAUCCGCACCUUUUCUGUGGCUGUGGUCGGGGUUGGAGGAGUAGGAAGCGUGACUGCCGAAAUGCUCACAAGAUGUGGCAUUGGUAAGUUGCUGCUGUUUGACUAUGACAAAGUGGAGCUAGCAAACAUGAACAGGCUCUUCUUCCAGCCCCACCAGGCCGGACUCAGCAAAGUUGAGGCUGCUGAGCACACACUGAGGAGCAUUAACCCAGAUGUGCUGUUUGAGACUCAUAACUACAACAUCACCACCAUCGACAGUUUCACACAUUUCAUGGAUCGCAUUAGCCAUGGGGGGCUUCAGGAAGGACAGCCUGUCGACCUGGUAUUGAGCUGUGUGGAUAACUUUGAAGCUCGCAUGGCCAUAAAUACAGCUUGUAAUGAACUGGGACAGAUCUGGAUGGAGUCUGGAGUGAGUGAAAAUGCUGUAUCUGGACACAUCCAGCUCAUCAUUCCUGGAGAAACAGCCUGCUUUGCAUGUGCUCCUCCCCUGGUGGUGGCAGCUAACAUCGAUGAGAAGACCCUGAAGAGGGAGGGGGUGUGUGCAGCCAGCCUGCCCACCACCAUGGGCGUGGUGGCCGGGAUGCUAGUGCAGAACGUGCUGAAGUAUCUCCUGGGCUUUGGAAAAGUCAGUUACUAUCUUGGCUACAAUGCCAUGGAAGACUUCUUUCCCACCAUGUCCAUGAAGGCAAACCCUCAGUGUGAUGACCGAUUCUGCAGGAAGCAGCAAGAAGAGUACAAGAGGAAAGCGGCUGAGCGGCCAAAACAGGAAGUGAUGGUUGAGAAGGAGGAAGAGAUUGUUCAUGAGGACAAUGAGUGGGGGAUAGAGCUGGUCUCUGAAGUCACAGGGGAAGACGACGCCACAGAGCCCGUGCCAGACUUACCUGAAGGGAUCACAGUGGCAUACACUAUUCCAGGAAAGGAGCGGGAAGUGGCAUCUGCUGGAGACACGGUGGAGGACACAGAGCAGAGUUUAGACGAGCUCAUGGCUCAGAUGAAGAGGAUGUAGUCAUGUGCUGAAGAGCUCACCCCUGUCCCCUCGGCAACUAACAUUGCUACUUCAGAAAAGCUGUUUAAAUAAUAAAAAAAAAAAAACAGCCAUCUUAAUCAGCUUUGUAUUUAACACAUUACAUGGCCUUAUCUGCUGAGCAGACUGUCAUAUCCAGGGUGACCUGCAUUGAUCACAGCUGUCACCAGAAAUACAAUUUCCGAUUUCUGCUGUAACCCAAGACACCUGAAUAAGUUAAACUGUCUAUAUUUUGGGUCUAAAUGCUGGUUGAAUGUUAAUGGUACAGUCUCAGUGUUAUAUGCUAAUGUAGACUGUCAAAAAGGUCAUUUUGUUUCCUUGUGUAGAAGUAGGUACAUAUGUGAAGGUUUAAAUGGAGCGGAACACCCUAAUGUGUAUUAUUAGUCAUUUACAUAUUUGGCUGUGGUGUUCUUUAAUGACCAAGAGUAAGGUUAUGUAAUUACCUGCAGUGAUUCUGUCAAAUGAGACUGCACGUCAAUUGGCUAUACUGUAAGAGUCAUUGUAAUCAGCUACACAAAAUGUUUAUUCCCUUUACACUGACCUAAGAAGUGUUGUGAGGUAUAUCAAGGAGGUUAACAAGAUGACUAAUGAAAAACUAAGAGGAAAUAUAGGGGACACUAGGAGAAAUGUGUCUGCUGUUCAGUGGUAUUCUUCUGUGCAUUUGCUUAUUGUCCAACAUCUCUUAUAUUGUCAUCGUAACAUUCAUGUUUGUCAUGGACUUUGCCUGUGCAGAAACGGACACUUUGAAUUGUGCAUUGAGGAUUCAAUAAAGUAUUUAUUAGCCAGAGUACACAAUACAAUGAUAACAAUUAGUGUUUUUCAUUUUUUUUAACAUACAUUAACACUAACCAGACAUUAUUAUAAAUAAGAUUUUUUUUUCCCCCAUAGGGUAAAAGAGCGGGUUAAGGGUGAAGCACCUCAUGCUAUUCUUUGGCAACACCUCUCAGAAUUCUGGGAUAUGGGCAUGGAUUAAAUACAGUUCACCUACGCUUGAUCAGCCUGUUGAGGAACAAAGUCAUGGCAGAGGAGUGACUCACACCUUAACUUGGUAAAAGCCGACCUUUUGCAAGUCCUUGUUUCUAGGUUUGCUCCAUGGAAGAUAGUCUGAAAGUCUACUGUAACACCUGAAAUGCAUUCACCUACUAACACUCUAUGGCAAACACAGAAUAUUCCUUCACUUUACUGGAUCAAUAGCAC
Messenger RNA from Megalops cyprinoides (Indo-Pacific tarpon), 2540 nucleotides. It is a transcript of the gene uba5, whose product is annotated as ubiquitin-like modifier activating enzyme 5. Gene Ontology annotation, biological process: protein ufmylation. Lineage: Eukaryota; Metazoa; Chordata; Actinopteri; Elopiformes; Megalopidae. The record is from RefSeq and is a predicted model, not a curated record. Gene Ontology annotation, cellular component: cytosol; cytoplasm. Gene Ontology annotation, molecular function: UFM1 activating enzyme activity. Bases 108 to 1325 code for a protein of 405 amino acids. The transcript has 12 exons.